UCGCCAUCGACAUCAUUGAGGUUAAAGAGCGCGGAAAAUCGGGCGCUUGUAUCCGAAAUACGCAUCCGGGCGCUUCUAUGCUUGUGUAUCGUGUCGCACGAAAUCCGGCUGUGCGCGGCUUUUCUUGGCACUCAUUGAGUGGCGUUCCCAAUGGAAGCCCUCGCCAGGAAUCUUUACCAGUUUUUUCACGUUAUACUUGUCAAGGCACAUGACGAGCCUUUUUGGACUCGAAACUCGCUAGAGAGGAGCAUUCAGUGGGCCAAGUACUGUGAGAAGGUGCAUCACGAAGCCAUUUUAAAAGGCUACGCCAGUUACGUGGCGAUGUUGCUGAAGGACAUGAGUAGGCUGACACCCAAACGGAGAGUCGUGACUUUCGAUGAUCUGAAACUUUCAUCUCAAUUGCUAGUGGCGGAAAUUCUUCAGUGUCCUUUGUUGAGAAAGGGAACUGUUCAGACCAUGCUGGAGUCGGAGCUGGCACAAGAGCCCUGGUUAGAGGUGAUGUGCGAGGUCUUUGUGAUCAACUCAAUACUGAAGGACUUAGUUGAAGAAAAGGAGGAUAACCAGCCUGAAUGUGGUGGAGACUUUGAAAUGCUCAAGGAAAAGCUGUUGGGACUUUCUGACAAUGCACUGGAUAUGCAAUUAGACCUGUUGGCAAGAAAGUCACCUGAGACAUUGCUGAAACUUGCCAGCUGUGAGGAUGAUAGGUACCGCACACUGUCAUGCAGCACUGGCCUGUGGACUGCUCGAAGGCUUGCACUCGGGGACGACUCUGUGUCGGCGUACGUGUGGAGGCAGGAGAGCGGGCUGCUGUGUAAGGCAGCCUGCCGAAGUCCCAGUCUCAUGCAGUGCCUGUUACAGAGGCUACAGGAGCAUGCUGAAAGCAUGGAGCCAUGUUUCACUGCUGGUGCAGAUGAAUGGAUCCUGACGAGGAACAGCCCUAUGAUUGCCUGGGACUGGAAGCGUGUUGCUGAAGUCUGGACUGCACUGAAACAAACGGCAGAUGGUGCUUCAUCUUCAUCAGCGAUUACAGCUUUUCUCAAGCAAGCGCAAGGGGGAUCACGUGGGGACUUUUGGGAUGAUCUUCUUUUCUACUGUGAAUCUUCUCGUAACCACUGUCAUAAAACAAGAAAGCCUGUAGUCGCUAGCCCAACUGCCGAGAGUAAUUCCUUACUGCGCAACUGUUGCAUCUAAAGGUAGAAUUUUUAUGCAGGCGGCAUGGGCGUAGUUGUAAGCAAGUGCACGCUAUUCACCACAUUUAAAUUAAGGUACCAUAGUGACACAUAUAGGGCGCUUAUGUGACACGACUGUACCAAUUUCUUACAGAAAGAGCUAUGGCCGCUACAUUAACUCCAUCUUUCAAUCUACACUGAAAUGUUGUAGCAAACGCUUGAUUAUUUAGCACUGCAAUGUCAUGUCAGGUGACCUCAAUGCGACACAUCUGCGUACUGUUGAAAGGCAACUAUCCAUUGAUGUCACAAGAUUAGGGCAUUAUUGUGCCCUGUGUCGCAACUGUUUGCAACCUGCUGUGAUUGCUGUCGUGAUAAUUAACCAAGCUGGCAAGGUGCUCGACAAAACUCUAGUUCUGGAAAUGCAUCAAGGUCAAAAGUUUGUUUUGUAUUGGCAGUGUGGGUAGGUACCAAUGAGUACUGCUUCUGCUUCUCAUUUAUCACUUUUGAGAGAUGUCUGAACUUGCAGAGAUUGUUUUUUUAUUUUAUUGUUUUUAUAAUGUACAGCACGUAUACACUAGGCUUUGUAGAUCUUUGCUUGACCAACCUAGACCUGUAAAGAAGAUUUCAAAAUGAUGUUUUAUAUGAAGGUCACGAUUUUAGAGAAACCUUUUUCAUGAAUGCAUUUUUCUGUUAUGAUGUUGUGCAUUGUUUUGUCCAGUCUAUUUUAUGUAACGAUGUUAUUAAAUAAUUACAUAACCU
This is a messenger RNA of Dermacentor silvarum, 1928 nucleotides long. RefSeq lists its product as uncharacterized. Gene Ontology annotation, cellular component: Fanconi anaemia nuclear complex. The transcript has 7 exons. The coding region runs from base 151 to 1191 and encodes 346 amino acids. NCBI's taxonomy places the organism in Eukaryota, Metazoa, Arthropoda, Arachnida, Ixodida, Ixodidae. The record is from RefSeq and is a predicted model, not a curated record. Gene Ontology annotation, biological process: interstrand cross-link repair.